Messenger RNA from Monopterus albus (swamp eel), 2409 nucleotides. RefSeq names its product MTOR associated protein, eak-7 homolog (gene meak7). The transcript is spliced from 9 exons. Gene Ontology annotation, cellular component: nucleus. NCBI's taxonomy places the organism in Eukaryota, Metazoa, Chordata, Actinopteri, Synbranchiformes, Synbranchidae. The record is from RefSeq and is a predicted model, not a curated record. The coding region runs from base 503 to 1906 and encodes 467 amino acids. Gene Ontology annotation, biological process: TOR signaling; response to oxidative stress.
UCGCGCAUAUCAUUUAUUUAUUAAAGUUGACACCCAGAGUGUUCCAUAUAACUUACAGCCAUUUCGGUAAUGGAUACAAAAGUAACGUUGUGCUAGCGUUAAUCCUGCAUUAACCAAGAUUUAGCACAAAUUCGGAUAAAUCAAGUAAAAAAAUGUCUAUCAGUAUUGUUGGCAUUGUGUUUAUUUCUUGUCAGUGUUACAAUCCGCACCGCACUUCUUCAACGUCCCCGAUGUUAGAAUAUACAGUAUGUCCAUGGCUCAUGUCAAAGACGCACCGUGGAGGCGCACUGUGCGGGUCCAACCCAGGAUGGGAGCGGAGGUGUUAGACCCAAGAGGCCGCGUUCUGUAGUACAGAAAGAGGGCGACAAAGAACGAAGCAAACCCAGGGUUAACAUCGGUGUGGCAUGUCGGAGAUGGAGAGCACUAGAAGUAUUCAAAGGACGCAUAAGUACUGUAUGUUAGCAAGCUACCAUUAGAAAGUCAUCGAGGGCCCAAGAGCACUAUGGGUAACACUGAGAGCGUGGUGGUGCAGAAACGACUGGCCCGCUUCCGCCCCGAAGAGCGGCCUGUGGUUGAGGGAGUCUUUGACAGGCUCCAGGGUGGUGCUGGGGGCUCCUCAGGGGCCCCAGGGAAAACACAAGCAGGAAAGACUCUAACACUUAAGAUGCUUCAGUCGUCAGUGGGCAGCCUGGCACCAGAUUCCAUGGUGAGGAGGAUCUACCACUGCAUGUGUAGUAUCGACCCUGGCAUGGCAGCACACACAGCCUCUGGGAAGACUAGCGCUUCUUCUGUCUCUGGAAUAAGUCAGGAGCAAUUGGUCAUCUUCCUUGCAGACACCCUGCGUGGCACUGCUGAAGAACAGGCUCCUCUUGUCAUGACCAUGUCCCAGAAUGGAACAGGGGCAGCAAAGGUUGUCACAUGUGUGCAGGUAGAGGAGUUCCUACAGGACCUGAUCACUGCAGUAGUUCAGAUUCUGGUCACCAGAGAGCGUCUGCAGGGCUGGAGGCCAGAGAGAAUGGGUGAUAGCUCCCUGGGUGUCAAAGUCCUGGCAGAGCAUAUGUGUUCUGAACUCAGACUGUCAGAACAGGGAGAAUGUGAUGUGUCCUGUCUGGAGGACUGGAUCUUCAGGGUCUCCCAGGUCUCUUUGUACCUGGAGAUCCUGGUGGCUGAGGCCUUAAACGUGCCCCUGACUGGCCGGCCGGCCCCUACCCUGCUGCCCCCCUGCAAGGAGACACCCUGGAAGGAACUAAGGUGUCUGCUGGACCUUCCCACCCUCAUGUUUCUGGCACCACAGUUGCCAGACAGCUACAGCGCCCCCUGGAGACUUGUGUUUUCCACACAGCUGCAUGGGGAGAGCUUCACCAGGAUGGUGGCCGGCCUGACGAAGCGUGGGCCCACCCUGCUGCUCAUCAGAGACACAAAGAGUCAUGUUUUUGGCGGCUUAGCCUCCCACACCUGGGAGGUCAAACCUCAGUACCAGGGUGAUUCCAGAUGCUUCCUGUUCACUGUGUUCCCCAGACUGCGAGUUUACACGACAACAGGAUACAACCAACACUUCAUGUAUCUAAACCAGAACCAGCAGACCAUGCCCAACGGACUGGGAAUGGGCGGUCAGUAUGGCUACUUCGGCCUGUGGCUGGACAGUGAUUUUGGCUGCGGUCAUAGUCGUGCACGACCCAAGUGCACUACCUAUGGAAGCCCUCAGCUCUCUGGAGAGGAGAACUUCACCCUGGACUCGAUGGAAGUAUGGGCGGUUGGAAGACCCCCUGAACCAGAGGAGGGUGAGGAGGGAAAGGGCAAGAAGAGUAUCCUGAAUGCAGAUCUAGAGGUCCAGGCCAUGAUGGAGAUGACGGGGAAGACUCUGCACAGUCAGGGCCUCAGGGAGCCGGAGGAAGACCAGAAGUGAAGGGCAACAGGAAGACGGACCGAAACAAUCACGACGCCUUGUUGAGUCUCCCAAUUCAGCUGAUAUUGACACAUGUUGGGAUCUUAUCCUCUGACACAGCAGGAAAACAUCCACCAGUGGGGUAAUGGGGUAUAGAUGUUGUCAAAUUGCAGGAGAAGAGGAGUUUUGUGAUUGAAAGGACUUAAGAAAUCUCUGCCUGUUGCACAUGGAGCACUUAUAAUUUAGUCCCUGGAACCAUUACAACUCUCAUAACAUGCAGCAAUGAGGUCAUGUCGUACAAUGGCAUAUUUAAAACAUGGACAUGAAUAAUUUGAAUACGCUGCUGUGAUAUUCUGUGUGUAAGCAGUACAUUUCUGCAGUGUUAAGCUGCUUGAAUCAAACAAGUGCUUUCGCUUUCACUUGUGUUUCUCACCUAUGUUAACGGUGGCAGUUUGCUUAGUGUGCCUUAACUUGAUCGUGUUGGACUUUGACAGACUGUGAAUUAUUAGCAUUAAACAAGUACA